Molecule: messenger RNA, 6876 nt
Organism: Colossoma macropomum (tambaqui)
Lineage: Eukaryota; Metazoa; Chordata; Actinopteri; Characiformes; Serrasalmidae
Product: GTPase IMAP family member 8-like
Exons: 6
Coding region: 118-3582 (1154 amino acids)
Molecular function (GO): GTP binding
Source: RefSeq, a predicted model, not a curated record
GCUACGCUGAGCGAGCCGCAGUGAGAGAGUCUCCCCCUCUGGUCGUGUUCUGUUUGGAAGCCCACCCUCUGUUUACCUCAGGAAUUUCCUGACUUUCAGUUCGACAGCAGCCACAAAAUGUCGUCGGGGGAUGAUCUAACACACUUUUGUCGGAGGAGCGGUAUAGAUUUACCUCGCCCAGAUUUAUCAUGCUCUUGGAGUACAGGGAGUACGGACGGACCUCAAGAGAUGUCUGAACUGAGGAUUGUCCUGCUGGGCAAGAACAGUACAGAGAUCAGCAGAGUGGGAAACUCCAUCCUGAACAGAGAUGCAUUUGAUACUGAAGCUCCUCCUCCUUCAGUAGAGCAGCACAGUGAGAGAGCCAGAGGAAAUGUGGAGGGAAGAUACAUCACCCUAAUCAACACUCCUCACCUGUUUGAUCCUGAUAUCUCUGUGUAUCAGAUCACGGUGCGGAUUAAAGAGUGCAUGUCUUUGUGUGCUCCUGGACCUCAUGUUAUAGUGCUGGUUCUACAGCCAAACGACUUCACUGAGACAGACAGCAGCCGAAUGGAUCACAUCCUCAGCUCUCUGUUUGAGGAAGCCCAUAAAUACACCCUGGUUCUGACAACACAGGACAAAGAAACUGGCACCAGUUUAGAUCCAGUUCAGGAGAAGAUCAUACAGAAAGUCGUCACAAAAUACAGUAACAGACAUUUAGAGUGGAUUAAGUGUUGUCGUGCUUCUUUUGUGGAAAUUAUUGAAAACGUAGUUGAAGAGAAUGGAGGGAGUCUUAUCUGUGAGGAGUUUGAGGAGGCUCCACUUGCUUUGGAACGAAAAGGGUCUGAGCGAAAAACAGAGGUGUCAGUGCUUUAUCAUAGAAAAGGCCUAAAGCAAAAAGAAACAGAAGAACUACAAGAGUAUGACCAAACAGAACUGGAAGAACAUGAGGAGACAACACAAUUGCGUUCAAAUGGAUAUGAUCAAACAAAACAGCUAUGGUUUGAACAGGAUCUGCCUAAACAGAAGAAAAGUAGAACUCUAUUGACUAAUAUGACUAAACACUUCAGUGCAUCUAAACAAAGAUCAAAUGUAGUCCUGCUUGGGAGGGAACACAAAGCAAAGACUUCAAUAUCUAAACUUCUACUUGGUAAAAAGAUCUCAACAUCUCACCAGAGAGUAAACCGGCUCAAGUCUAGCUCAGUGUGUGUGAGGAGGGAGGGAGAAGUGUGUGGACAUCUGAUCAGUCUUGUGGAGAUGCCAGCUCUCUACAACACUCAGCUCUCAGAGGAGGAAGUGAUGCAGAAGACUUUCCACUGUGUCUCUGUCUGUGAUCCUGGAGUUCAUGCCUUUUUCAUAGUUAUUUCUGAAGGCCGCCUCACUGAUGAAGACAAAGGAGAAAUGGAGAUGAUCCAGAGAAUCUUCAGCUCAAGACUUAACAAGAACACUAUAGUCCUGAUCAGCCGGCAAUCUCGGAGCAAAGAACUAGAUGACGAUGUUAAGACAGUAAUAAAGGAUUUUGGCAGACGAUACAAAUUUGUUGAUGGCAGAACAAAUGCAACACAGCUAAUUAAAUGUUUGAAGGUACUUCAUACAGAGAACAGAGGGUGCCUGUACACCCUGGACAUGUAUGUAGAUGCCCAGAUUGAAACACAGCUGAAAUACAAAAGAGAGAUUGAAAAUCUACGACAGAAAAUCAGUGAUCUUACACUGAUGAACUCAAGUCAAACACAAGGUUCAUCAAAAAGCCCUGAGGCCUUGCGGAUUGUUCUGCUGGGGAAGACUGGAGUUGGGAAGAGUGCGACAGGAAACACCAUCUUGGGGAAAGAGGAUGUGUUUAUGGAAGAUAUUGGUGGAUCAGUUACAGCUGUGUGUCAGAAAGAGUCAGCUGACAUAAAUGGAAGGCAAAUCACUGUGAUUGACACUCCAGGACUGUUUGAUACAAAUGUUCCUAAUGUGGAGGUCACUAAAGAGAUCACUAAGUGCAUCUUCAUGGCAGCUCCAGGUCCACAUGUGUUCCUGCUGGUGCUGAGCAUCGGACAGCGCUUUAGACAAGAGGAGCAAGACACAGUGAAUAUGAUCAGAGAUACAUUUGGUGAGAAAUACAAAAUGUACACUAUAGUGGUCUUCAGUAAAGGAGAUUUGCUAAAAGGAAACACAGUUGAACAGUACAUAGAGAAGUGUGGACCAACCUUGAAGAGAUUUCUGUUUGACUUUGGUAACAGAUAUCAUGUGCUCAACAACAGCAAUAAAAGCUGCUCCACCCAGGUCACUGAUCUACUAGAGAAGAUCGACUCCAUGGUGACAGUGAAUGGAGGGAGCUGCUACACUAACGAGAUGUUCCAGCAAGUAGAGAAAGAAAUACUAACACAACAGCAGAGAAUACUGAAGGAGAAAGAGAUUGAGAUAGAAAGAGAGAAAGAAAAACUGAAAGCUAAACAUGAAGCUGAAAUGACAACAGCAGACAAUAGCAAAGGAGAGGGAAUAGAGAUACAGAAAGAAAGACAAGAAGCAAGAAGACAAAAAGAGCUGCAGUUAAAAAAUGAGAUGACCGAAAGGGAAAGGUUACAAAGAGAAGACAUGAAGAAAAGAAGAGAGGAAGAUGAGAAGAAGAUGCAAGAGUGGAUGGCUGAGAUAAACAGAGAAAGAGAGGAGAACAGAAAACGGUGGGAGAAACAAAGAGAGGAAGAUCAGAGACAGAGAGAUCAGGAGGAGGAGGAAAGAAGAAAGAAAGAAGAAGAAUGGAAGAAGAAACAGAAAGAGGAAAGAGAGAAGUUUGAGAAAGAAAGAGAAGACAUGGAGAAGAAUAUAAGAGAAGAACUAAUGAAAUUACAGCUGGAGUAUAUACAGAAGGCAGCAGAGGAGGAGAAAAGACAAAAGGAGCUGGAAGAGAAAAUCCAGCAUGCAGGGGAAAGUGAAAAGAAGGCGCUACAAGAGCUGCAGUUAACUCAGCAGAGAGAGUGGAUAAAGAGGAUGGAGGAGGAGGAGAAGAGGAGAGAAAAACAACUGAAACAUUGGGAGAAAACAAUUGCAUCAAUGGAGGAAGCCUGGUAUUUACAGCAGGCUAGAAAGCAAAAACAUUAUGAAUGGGAAAAGCAAAAAGGAAAGGAGGAGAGAGAUUUAAAAGAAAAGGAGAGAAAAGAGAAAGAAGAACAAGAGAGGAAAAGAAUAGAAAAUGAGGCAAAUGAAAAAAUAAGACAGAUGAAGGAACAACUGGAAGCACAAAGAGAGAAAGAGGAGAAAGAAAGAAAAGAAGAGGAUGAACAACUCAGAAAGGAACAAGAACAAUUCCUGACGCAGAUGGAGACGUUUAGAAAAGAGAGAGAAGAGGUAGAGACAAUGUGGAAUGAAAUUGAAAGGAGAAACCUUGAAUUAAUUAUAGAAAUUCACACCAAAGAGAUGGAGUACCUUAAAACACAGACUGAACAAACAGCAAGAAGACAGGCAGAGGAGAAGUUUCAUGCCAAACUUGAUGAAAAGGUAAAAGAGGCGAGAGACAAAGGAUUUGCAGACAGCUGUGCAGAGGUAGAGGCAGAAAGAGGUUUGCAUCGAUUUGUUAAUUUUGUUUGUGGAACAAAUAAAGAUGAAGUAGCGAAAAAUGAGUGAAAAUCUGAUAUGAAAGGGUGUUCGGAAUACCGAUUCUACUUUGGAAAAGUGAAAGGAGUACGGACACUUUCUACACCUCAUUCAGGAGCUGAAACUUUGAAUUAUGAUCUCUCAUUCAUAGCCCGGAUCUCCGUAACUCAGUUUGAGCUGAUUUUAGAGAGCAGCACAAAGCUAAUGAGGUGAAUGUCUCCAACUGCAAAUAUGUGAUGCUCCUCACAGAUAGAGCAAGUGGUGACAUUGGGCUACUUUGCAUUUUGAAAAAGUAGCAGGAAGAGCUUCAUCACUUCACUAAACUUUCAGUGCUUACACAUAAGAUGAAUGUUUGUCACUGGAGCCAGUGGUGUUGGAAAACAUAUACAUUGGUGUUACAGACCGUGACUGCGAGGCCUGUCCCCUUCUAGUAUGCGUGCAUAUGUUUACCUUUUUGCCUACUACUUUAUUGUUAGCAGAUGGUUUCAACAUCUUCAGCUAACAUGGCUAAUCCAGCAUUUUGGUGAUAGUCUAUUUUCACCAUUGUUUACUCACUCUGUAGACGAUAGCUGAUGUUAUCGUACUUUAAUAGAUGUGAAGGAAUUCUUUUACAAAGAGUUUAUAUCCUUUAUUCAGCUUUGACUCUUACACACAUUGUGUGUUUGGUGUUCUUUAACAAUUCUGGACACAUCCUUCAAUUUCAGUCUUGGCAAUUAUGACAUAGAUGAAGUGACAUACUUUUCCAUGGUGAGCUAAAGUGAAAUGAACAGCAGUAUUUCUGAGGGUAAUAAUGGACCGUAUGGCAAUAGAAGAUUUUAUUUUAGUCACUGUUUACAUUUCUGUUUCUUGUGAAAAGGGCCUAUUGGUCACAGCAAUGAUGUCACCAGUGAAAGUUCACAAGAAUGAACAGAGGGCCAAGAAUAUCAUGUUGCAUUUUUACCAUCUGAAAAAUCAGGAGGUCAAACACAUGCUCUAAUUAAUUUACUGUUGUCCAAAUAAAUCAUGUUUAGUUUGUAAAAGCCUUAACCAUUCUUAAUUGUUAUGUAUUACUGUUAAAAAUCAUAGAUGAGCAAUUCACGUCUUGUUUCUAUUCCUGGACAUCACUAAACAUAUGACACUACUUAACCACUACUGAGAUCACUACAUCAAUAGUGGACAGACUAUUAGACUUUUUUCUCCAUUAUCAAAUAAUUAUUUCUCAUUUAUGGGAAUGUUUUUAUGUGUUAAUGAUGUGUCAGUUCUGUGCACUGCUUUACAUGUUUUACUCAGGCUGAGUAAUAUGACUGACAGUAUUUAUUGUUAUCAUGAGAAUUUUGUAACAAUGUCACAAUAUGCUUUUCUGUAUUUACAGUAUUUUAAAAUCAGUUCCCAACUGCGUGUUGAUUAGAAAUAAGGUUUAAUUUGAAAACUGCAGCAAAAAAUGUUUUUAAUAAUAAUUAUAAAAACGACAUCAGAUUCAGAAAAAAAUAUUAAUUAUGACAUCACAAAUCAUGAAAACUAAAUUUUUUGUGAUAUCAUCCACCUCUGUUUUACUAAUCAUUGAGUCAUAUAAUUGUAAUCAUAAAGUAUUAUCAUCAUUGUAUUACCUCUCAUAUUUAUGUAAUCAGGAUUCAAGAAGAUCAUUUUUUUGGGGUAUCUGUGUGGCCUGUAGUAUCUACAGUCAGCUCCAUAAAUUGUUGGCACCCUACAUAAAAAAACGUAAAAAUCAUAAAAAACCAAAAAAUCAUAUAAAAUAAACAACACAUAUAAUUAAUCAAUCCAUUUUUUUUCAUUGCUCUUGGGGCUGUACUACAGAAACUUCUAGGUCUGAAAUCUUGUCUCUUUAGUCACCAUGACAACAUCAGUUAGGACUGAGUUUAGGACAGAAACUAUUACAGAACAUCAGUUCUUAAGUUUAUAAUCUUAUCCAUUAACUCCGGAUAAGAAAACAGUAUUACAGAAACAUUCUAACUAGACAGAAUUUCAUAAAUUCUGUCCUAACUUUGAGGCACUUAUUUAACAGCAUUUUUUAAAUCCCAUAUGCUGCAGGCAUCUCCACCAUCCCCUCUUAUUACCUUUGUGUGUUAUGUUGAUGAAAACUCAUCAGAUAAAAUAUCACAGUGAUUAUGGUGAAUAAUGAGGAGACAGAGCUGAACAUGUGUCUGUUAAUUAGGAGGAAUAAUGUUAGCGUGGUUGGCUAAAGCAUUUGGGAAGCUGAAACUGGAGAGCGGCAUUGCACAAAGCGCUGUCACAAUACUCAUAGUUUAUUGCGCUUCACUUCUGUUUGACCUUUUUUACAUCAGUAGCUAAUUGGUAGCUAACAUUAGCUGUCUGGCUAGCUAACUUGACAUGACAGUUGAUUGACUUUGAGUCGAGUAGGUUAAGAUUUACUAACUUGAGUUAAGAUGCUGUAAGAUAAGAUUCCUAAAUUAAGAUAAGAUUUGCUUCUGUAAUUCAAAUUUGUGAAAAAUCUUAUCUUGACCUGUCAGAUCUUAACCUAUGACAGAAAGAGAGGAAGUUUCUGUAAUAUGGCCUCAGGUCUCUAGAAACCCCAUUGCUGUUUAUGACCAUUUUAUUCCCACACAUAGAACUCCUUUGUAAAACUCAUCCAUCGGUAUCAUUGUAAAUAUUGAUAAAUAUUGAAUUAUUUAUUUAUUUUUUUUACAUAAGUUUGUUUUAUAAAACAUGACAGUGAUAUGGGGGAAAUGCUGAAACUAGAAAAUGGACAUGUAAUUGUAAUUAAUAUGUUUUAUCUGUAAUUCUUAAUAAUGGAGAUUAUCCCUUGUGUAAUCUGUUUCACUGUAACACUGAGGGUUACCCAGAGUUCUUUGUGGUUCUCUUAAUUAAAAUGAAUGUGUGUGUGGGUGUCUGUGUGUGUGUGAUGUUAUCCCCAUGCUAAAGCCCUUUCCCUUUUGAGUUGAAGAAACCUUUUUUUUUUUGUUUUACCACCAGAUAAAAUUGUAAAAUUAUCCAGUGUUCUGUAUGAAGUGAAGGACUUGGCCUGUGAAUACUCUUGUGAAAAGGCAAUACUUUAAUAUGAUAGUAGUGUACUUAAACUAUAUGUGGGAUGCUCAGUUGUUUUACUUUAUACUUAACUUUAACCUAUUGAAUUUAUACCUUAGUGCACUUUGAAAAAGAAUACGUCAAUGAAAUAUAUUGAAAUAUAAAAUAUAUUGCUUUCACUUCAUGAUAAAACUAUACUGUGUAUGUGUGUGUGUGUGUGUGUGUGUGUGUGUCAUAAGAGCAUGUAUUGUGUCUGUGUUAAAACUGUUGAUAAAGUAUGCUUAAAAUGUAUUAAUUUUGUGUUGAAACAGUGCUUCAAUAAAUUGUUUGCAGUGGACUAUA